Molecule: messenger RNA, 1294 nt
Organism: Kickxella alabastrina
Lineage: Eukaryota; Fungi; Kickxellomycota; Kickxellomycetes; Kickxellales; Kickxellaceae
Exons: 2
Coding region: 93-1202 (369 amino acids)
Source: RefSeq, a predicted model, not a curated record
CACUUUUCUUCUUUGCUCUAUAUUUUUUCUUUGAGUGACAUUCCAUUUAAUUGUUCAAUAUUUUCGUACACUUUAUACAUAAGACAUAAACCAUGAAGGUCUCGGUUCUCGACAAAUACACCGUACGGGAUGUGAUGGAGUAUCGUGGCAACCCACAGCUCAACCACAAUAUCGAAGACACCGACACAAUCGAGGAAGCUUUGAGGUUAAUGGACACUUACGACAUCGUGUCGUUGCCAGUAUUUGGACGCUCCAAGGGCGGGGAUCAGGAGAGGUCUUCGUUUGUCGAUAUCGUGUCCGUCUAUGACCUGCGUGACUAUAUCAUCCAAUCACAGGAUUUGGAGGAAGAAGUUCACUUCCAGUUAUUGUCUGGUCGACCAUCAGGAAAUCCCACCGUUCUACAACACACAGUCAGUCAAGUAGUUCGAUCGCGCAAACACGCAUCAAAGGAAAUAAGCGCUUCAGCGUCCCUAGAGCAGCUUCUCAGGCUGUUCACCAGCAUGGGUCAGCACCGCGUUCUAGUCACAGAUCUAGAGCUAGGGCCAUCUUUCCCUCAAUACCACCACGCCCAACAACAAGUGCCCGAGAAGCCGGAUAAACCCUUCGGGUACGGCGGACGUCAGCGCGGGUACUCUAUUGAUAGUGCGUGCUCGACCAACAGCACUGUUGAGUACAUUGAGGAAGAGGGCAACGUCGUUGUGUGCGGGCUGACUCAAUACGAUGUUGUCCGGUUCAUACAGCACCACAACCACGAGCUGUGGCACUCUUUAGAUGUGUCGGCGAUGGACUUGGCCAAUGAGAAGUUUUCUUCCGAGGGUGGUAAGUCGGUUGAUUUGUCCAAGCUGCCCCACUUGUCUGUGCGCGACUCGGCGCUCAGCGCAAUGAAGCAGUUGCGCGAUUCCCGUGCCAGCGCCCUUCCAGUUGUCGACCACGAUGGCAGACUGAUCACGGAGGUGGCCGGUACAGGGAUGCGCCGGCUGAACACAAGCUCAAUUGGAAUGUUGGGAAAGCCGGUGCUGGCAUUCAUGUUUGGCCUGCGGUUAACGGUUACUCGUCCAUAUGUGGUUCACCAGGGGUUCACUUUGUCGCAGAUCAUGUCUGGUUUGCUGCGGAUGAACUGCCGUCGUGCUUGGAUGGUCGAUCAGGCUGGACACCCGAUCGCUGUGAUAUCCCUGACCAAUGUGCUUCAACAUUUUCUGUAAUUUUCAACAUUCUAUGUACUAAUUUGUUUCAUUUCAUACUUUUUUCCCCGAAAAUUAUAAAACAAUUAAACAAAUAAAUGAGUUAUCACACU